GCAUGCUAUACUAUACUGGUUAGUUACACACAUCAUUUUUGAACUCUGUGGAAUGCCAAGCUCGCGACAGCGCUGCCGGUCUUUUGGAUUGAUAACCUCAAAGAAAAUGUCUCUAUGACCUCGUGAAUGCCUCUGGAAAUCUCCCUAGGACAUAAACCAUCUCGCACUGUGUACAAUUUCAUGUACAUGGUUUGUUGUUUUGGCCAAAUAUGUCAACGAGCACAGACAACGGCGACAUAGCAAAGCAAGUACUGUCACAAUGCAGUGAAUGGGUAAAUAAAAUGGCCGGUGUGACAGCGUACUUCUUGGCCGCACUGCGGUCCGGAGAAAUCGACAUUUUAGACAUUUUCCUGAUCGGAUGGGUUGUUCUUGCUGCUGUAGUUGUUGUGACAGUAUCUUGGCUCAACCCAGGACAGAAAAACAAGGGCCAGGGAGGCGCUGUUCGGGGCAGAGAUGCCAACGACGGGUCAGUGCGAGGAAGUCCGGGGAAAGGUAGCUGGAGUGAGACGUCGUCGGGGCAGACGCCGGGCAAUGCAGGCGAUGCAGCCGGUGUGGAGACGUGUCGGUGGGUCAACUCGCUGGUCGCAUGGAUGUAUAUGCACCAAUCACAAGCACCUGGACAGUUAUUAACAGCUUGGUUAAAAGCUCUAAAUGAACAGACAAGAAAACGAGGGAGUUCUGUGCAGGUGACCUUUGACCGACUGAAGGCUGGUAGUCUGCCUCCUAAAUUCAGUGCAAUUAAAGCCGAGGCAGGACCCAGAGAUUUCCUGACAGUGGCAUGCCAGGUAGAAGCAGCAGGAGUUUCCUUUGUCAUCUUUGCUACUCAGCAAACAGCGAGUAGCGUCAAACUCUCAACGUGUGAUGUUUCCAUUGAAAAUCUCAUUGGAAAGCUUAAAUUGCAGGUGCAGUGCAAAGUGCAAUGUCUGUCGGAUGAACUACUCCAGGUUAAUGCAGCGUUUGAUAGUAAACCUGAUCUGUCUCUUACCGUUAGGCCUCAGACAUCUAGUAAGAAUGACCCUGUUGACCUCAUGCUGGUGGAGGAGAUUGUCCGAGGUGCCAUCAUGGGGGCAAUGACCUCAGUUGACCUUUCCACUAAGACGGUACCUAGGGAGGUACUGACCCCAACCUCAGCGCAGUUCACCAUGUCACAGCGGACGGCAUUCCAACCAUCUAGCUCUUAUAGUGGACGAUGUCCAAUCAGGACCAAUGCCAAUGUGCGCAGUAAACCAAUGACUAGCACACCAAUGGGACGAACACUUACACCCGCAGAUAGGAGACUUCUUGUCAAAGUGAUUAAAGCAAACGGUCUUCGUGAACGGGAUGGUAUGAGUGCUAGUGAUCCCUACUGUGUAGUAACUAUAGAUCAGCCAGGACAGAAACAUAAGACUAACAUCAUACGUAAUACUGUCAAUCCAUUCUGGGAUGAACACUUCUUAUUUGAAUUGAAUAACCAAUCCAGUGAGCUGAGAUUUGAAGUGUACGACAGGGAUCGAAUGCUACGAGGCAUUCAGUUUGUGAAUCGAAAUGAAUUUCUCGGUGAGGCAGUGAUCUUUCUAGACUCGUUGGAACGGAAUCCGAGUAGCCGACAAAUUAUCCCACUACAGGGCCGACUUAGCGAGAGUGAUAACAUCAAAGGAUCGUUAACGGUGGAGUUCGUGUUCUCACUUUCUCCGGAGGAAACCGAGGCAGAAAUGUUAAAUAGGUUUGUCUUUUGUUCUCAAGACCUCUCUCCAGACCCAUCAGCUAAGGAAAGGUUCCUAUUCCCUGGAGACAGAGGCUGGGAUGAAUCUACUGAAGGGUUCUUAUUCAUGGAGCCAGCUGACCAGGUAUGGAUGGAUAACUCUGGCUUCAUGCCACGUCAUCCUGCGUCACCAACAAAGCGCAUCGAGACUCAACGAUCUGUUGCCCCCGAUGGUACGGUGAUCACAACGGUGACAACGACAACGGCACGACCCAAACAGCUGACUGAUAGACGGGGUCCGAGCAGCAACGAAAUGCCUACACGUGUAUUGACCACAUCGUCGGUCUUACCUGAGCCUCAGAUGGCAAUGUUUACUGAUGCCCCACCUCCUGGUGCUAUAGAGAUGACUGCUAUGCAACAACAUCAUAAUAGCUCUACCAUGACCGAUCCAGAAUUGAUGACAGUUUCUAGUGGCCCCGCGUCUGUGGCAGAGACUGCUAUCAAGCAUCUUGCAGAGAGCUCCAAGGAUGAAAGGCCGAGGACACCAACCAAGAAAAGCACCCUUAUUAUUCAUGGGGUGGCACAGGAUUCCGAAGGGCAGAAGACUCCAACAGAAGACUUCAUCAUGACUGAUGAUCCCUUGGAUCCUAAAGAGGGCAGCUUAAAAAGAGAUUCAUCUCCAAGAGGAAGCAAGCGUCUCUUCAAACUCUUCAAGAAGAAGGACAAGGACAAGAGACGAAGCAGCAGCGAGAGUCCGUCAGUUAAUGGUUCAGAAACGCCUCAACAGGGUCACAAGCCUAGGUCAAACACCCUGGAUGUACCUGGUGGGGGUAGUAGGAGCAGAGAAUCCUCACCAAGUCGCGCUAAGAAGCGAGUGUUGAGCUUCUUAAAGAAGGACAAGAAAGACAAGGGGCGUGCCUAUAGCUCCAGCAGCGACUUACAGAAUGGGGCGGAGCCACGCCUUGGUGAUUCCCCGUCCCCGACCACACCCAGUAGCACCGGGAGUAGUUUAUCGGUCCCCGGUGGGGGUAGAUCAUCAAGUACUGGGGACCUGAAAGGAAACAAGUUGACUGAUGAGCAGAGACGGUUAUCGGAUACAAGGCAGGGGAAGGAAGAGCCCAUUGGAUCACCGGUCUGACAUGGCUAAGAUUCUAUCCUGUUCAGCCAUUAUGGAAGCCGUCUUGGAUAGGUUGAAAAUCCUGAGCUUUGACCCGAUUGCAGUGAGUUUACAACAAUAAGGUAAACAACUUUAAAGGUAAACAUCCUAUAGUCUACAUCCAAGAAGCAUACAUUAGGUUAACAGCAGAAAUGAAGUCAGUUUCCCAAAGGUCAAAGCUUUCAUUUUGACCCUAAUACUUGGAAGAGCACUGGUGUACCAUUACAAAGAGAAACAAACAAGAAUGCAACAGCAGCACAAGAAAGCUACAUCUAUAAGCUUUUUGAGAUGGCGGACACAAUGCUACAACACUAUUAGGUUUGGGUAAAUUUGUGUGCAUACACCCAAACCAAACAGUGCACUCCUAUCACAUCCUCCAUACCUCAAAAAGGCUUAUUGUUUAUGGAGACACUGUUGCUCAAAAAUGUUUUACUCAUUUGUGACUAAUGGUUAACUGCAUACCAGCGACGGGAUUCGAACGUGGUCUGAUGUUUUAUAUAUAAUGUAGAUUGUAUUUAGUAAUGUUAUUGCUGUGCAAUAUGAUCCCCCCCUCCAUUUAAAACAAACUUUAAAAAUUAGUAUUUUUUACGAUUUUCAAUACAAAAUUGAUUUUUAUGGAAAUUGGUCAGACUAGUUGGAUUCGAACCUCGGUCCUCUUACUUGGUUUGUAUUGGUUGCUGUUUAUUAAUAGCAGUUGUUGAAUCUAAAGACAAAUACAACAAGUGAGGGUAGAACCUUCAACCAGUGAAACAGUAUCUUGGGAAAAUUGACUAAAAUUCUGGUAAACACAAUAAUUUGCUAAGCAAUGAAAGGGUGCUUAUAAGAAACAGGGUACCAACUAUAAUGUUGGAUUACUGCUUGGGACUAGUUAACUGUUGCGUUUACAUGGGAAGUACAAAAGAUCAAACAGUUGAAAUGGGUUACCAUCCAUAUGCCAUUAUAGUGUGCAUUGUUUUUCACUGGUUCCUCGUCGCUGGCUUCCUAUAGACCGUAUUGAAUAUGAUGUCACGCGGCUCAAAUAUCUGACCUACAAGAUAGCAUCUGUG
Molecule: messenger RNA, 3883 nt
Organism: Asterias rubens (European starfish)
Lineage: Eukaryota; Metazoa; Echinodermata; Asteroidea; Forcipulatida; Asteriidae
Product: phospholipid transfer protein C2CD2L-like
Exons: 23
Coding region: 210-2819 (869 amino acids)
Source: RefSeq, a predicted model, not a curated record